CGGCGCCGGUGUGACGUUGUCAACGAGCGACACGGAGCGGGAGCAAGGAAACUGCAGAAAAGUGGCAGCUCGUUAGGUGUUUCUUAUACGUUUUUAGCCUUAAACUAUGAUCUGAUGUAUUCACGGUGUCUUUGGAGGAUCGACUGAAAGCUUGUUGAUGGCCACCCCGAGCAAGACCCCACCGGGAGCCGACCCGAAGCAGCUUGAGCGGACCGGGACGGUCCGGGAGAUCGGCUCCCAGGCGGUCUGGUCCCUGUCCUCCUGUAAGCCGGGUUUUGGCGUGGAUCAGCUGAGGGACGACAACCUGGAGACCUACUGGCAGUCAGACGGAUCCCAGCCUCACCUGGUCAACAUCCAGUUCAGGAGGAGGACGACGGUGAAGAUGUUGUGCAUCUACGCCGACUAUAAAUCCGACGAGAGUUACACUCCGAGCAAGAUCUCCGUCCGAGUGGGCAACAAUUUCCACAACCUCCAGGAGAUCAGGCAGCUGGAGAUGGUGGAGCCCAGCGGCUGGAUUCACAUCUCCCUCUUAAACCAGCGGACCAACGAGCCGAUCAGCACCUUCAUGAUCCAGAUCGCGGUGCUCGCCAACCACCAGAACGGCAGAGACACGCACAUGCGGCAGAUCAAGGUGUACACGCCCGUGGAGGAGAGCUCCAUCGGCAAGUUCCCGCGCUGCACCACGGUGGACCUGAUGAUGUACCGCACCAUCAGGUGACCCCUGGGGGGGCGGAUCUGGAAGGUUUGGGAGGCGGGAGGAGAGUUGAUGGAGGCCGAGCUGCUUUAACCAGGGAGUCAAACUGGGUUUGGAGCCAAAGUGCCAACGGUUCUUCUGGGUUAGAUUUUUUUUUUUUUUUUUUUAACUGUGAAAU
Molecule: messenger RNA, 872 nt
Organism: Fundulus heteroclitus (mummichog)
Lineage: Eukaryota; Metazoa; Chordata; Actinopteri; Cyprinodontiformes; Fundulidae
Gene: anapc10
Product: anaphase promoting complex subunit 10
Exons: 6
Coding region: 158-718 (186 amino acids)
Biological process (GO): protein K11-linked ubiquitination; anaphase-promoting complex-dependent catabolic process
Cellular component (GO): anaphase-promoting complex
Source: RefSeq, a predicted model, not a curated record